This is a messenger RNA of Octodon degus (degu), 3176 nucleotides long. RefSeq names its product PAX interacting protein 1 (gene Paxip1). Lineage: Eukaryota; Metazoa; Chordata; Mammalia; Rodentia; Octodontidae. Gene Ontology annotation, cellular component: nucleus. The transcript is spliced from 15 exons. The record is from RefSeq and is a predicted model, not a curated record. The coding region runs from base 155 to 2650 and encodes 831 amino acids. Gene Ontology annotation, biological process: positive regulation of transcription initiation by RNA polymerase II.
GGGGGAGGAGGGGGAGGGCGAGAACGAGGAGCAAGACUCCCAGAACGAGGGCAGCACUGAGGAGAAGUCGAGCCCGGCCAGCUCGCAGGAAGGCUCUCCUGGGGACCAGCCGUUCUCCCCCAAGCCCAGCACAGAGACUUCCAAAGGGGAGUUGAUGUUUGAUGACUCCUCAGACUCCUCGCCUGAGAAGCAGGAGCGGAACUUGAACUGGACCCCGGCUGAAGUGCCUCAGCCUACCGCUGCUAAGCGCAGGCUGCCCCAGGGCAAGGAGGCCGGGCUCAUUAACUUGUGUGCCAAUGUCCCCCCUGUCCCUGGGAACAUCCUGCCUUCGGAAGUCCGGGGGAGCUUCAUGCCUUCUGGACAGAACCUCCAGAGUUCUGAAAGAACAGAAAUGAUCACCGCGUGGAGCCCGGCCGUGCGGACGUUGAGGAAUAUCACUAAUAAUGCUGACAUUCAGCAGAUCAAUCGGCCAUCCAAUGUAGCACAUAUCCUGCAGUCCCUGUCGGCUCCCACAAAGAGCCUGGAGCCGCAGGUAGGCCAUGGCCAGCAGGGGCAUGGCAGUGCCAGUGCCAGCGCCAUGCUGCUCAGCCAGCCAAGGGGUGCUCCUGACACACACCUGCCUCCACCGCACCGCCAGCCCCCACCGCAGCCCCCUUUGCAGCACCCUGUCCUCCACCUGCAGCCCCCGCAGAUGCCUCAGCAGCACCAGCAGCAGGUCCUUCAGCACCCCUUCCCCCAGCAGCAGCUGCACCGCACACAGCAGCCCUUGCAGUCGUUCCACCAGCAGCAUCUGCAGCAGCAGCUCCACCAACUGCAGCAGCAGCAGCUCCAGCACCAGCAGCUGGCACAGCUGCAGCACCAGCACAUGCUCCAGCAGCAGCAGGUGCAGCGGCAGCAGGUACAGCAGCAGCAGGUGCAGCAGCAGCAGCAGGUGCAGCAGCAGCAGCUGCAGCGCCUCCACCUCCACCAGCAGCAGCAGCAGGUGCAGCUGCAGCAUCCCUCUGUUCCACACCUGGGCCAGGCGCCCCCGCCCCUGCAACACCAGGCCCCACCCCUGCAGCCCCCACCUCAGCAGUCUCUGCCGCAGCUGCCGCUGUGUGGACACGACCCAUCUGUGGAGAUUCCAGAAGAAGGUUUCCUGCUGGGGUGCGUGUUCGCGAUUGCGGACUACCCGGAGCAGAUGUCUGACAAGCAGCUGCUGGCCACUUGGAAAAGGAUCGUCCAGGCGCAUGGCGGCGCGGUGGACCCCGCCCUCACGAGCCGGUGCACUCACCUCCUGUGCGAGAGCCAGGUCAGCAGCACGUACGCACAGGCGAUACGAGAACGGAAGCGCUGUGUCACUGCACACUGGCUGAACACAGUCCUGAAGAAGAAGAAGAUGCUGCCGCCUCACCGAGCCCUGCACUUCCCGGUGGCGUUCCCGCCUGGCGGGAAGCCGUGCUCACAGCACAUUAUCUCUGUGACUGGGUUUGUGGACAGCGACAGGGAUGACCUGAAGUUGAUGGCGCACCUGGCGGGCGCCAAGUACACGGGCUACCUGUGCCGCAGCAACACCGUCCUCGUCUGCAAAGAACCCAGCGGUUUGAAGUACGAGAAGGCCAAAGAGUGGAGGAUCCCAUGUGUGAAUGCACAGUGGCUCGGCGACAUCCUGUUGGGGAAUUUCGAGGCGCUGCGGCAGACUCAGCACGGGCGGUACACGGCCUUCAACCUCCAGGACCCCUUCGCGCCCACGCAGCACCUGGUGCUGAGCUUGCUGGACGCGUGGAGAGUUCCGCUGAAAGUGUCGCCGGAACUGUUGAUGGGCAUAAGGUUACCUCCCAAGCCGAAGCAGAACGAAGUAGCCAGCAUCCAGCCUUCCUCCAAAAGAGCCAGAAUCGAGGAUCUUCCACCUCCCACGAAAAAGCUGACCCCGGAGCUGACGCCCUUGGUACUUUUCACAGGAUUUGAGCCCGGCCAAGUUCAGCAGUACAUUAAGAAGCUCUACGUCCUGGGCGGUGAGGUGGCUGAGUCUGCGCAGAAGUGCACCCACCUCAUCGCCAGCAAAGUGACGCGCACCGUGAAGUUCCUGACGGCCAUCUCCGUGGUGCGACACAUCGUGACGCCGGAGUGGCUGGAGGAGUGCUUCAAAUGCCAGGAGUUCAUCGACGAGCAGAAGUAUGUCCUCCGGGAUGCUGAGGCCGAGGUGCUUUUCUCUUUCAGUUUGGAGGAGUCCUUGAGACGGGCGCACGGCUCCCCACUCUUCAAGGCCAAGUACUUCUACAUCACGCCCGGCAUCUGCCCGAGCCUGUCCACCAUGCGGGCGAUCGUGGAGUGCGCGGGUGGGAAGGUGCUGACCAAGCAGCCGUCCUUCCGCAAGCUCGUGGAGCACAAGCAGAACAAGAGUCUGUCGGAAAUCAUUGUGAUCUCCUGCGAGAACGACCUGCACCUGUGCCGCGAGUACUUCGCCAGAGGGAUUGAUGUUCACAAUGCAGAGUUUGUCCUGACCGGUGUGCUAACACAGACGAUGGACUAUGAAUCAUAUCCUUUGGCAGAAGGCUGGCGCCAGGGUCGCACCCGCCCCUGCUGUCGCCUGCUCGAGCUGCUGGCAGCUCUUCCUGCAGGCCCUCGCGGGCCCCCGGCACAGUGGUCUCGGGGGCGAGGUCGGUCUUAGUGCUGACCAGUCGUGUAGGCGUUUACGUGUUCCACAAUCAACUAAGAUAGAAAAUAGCUACGAGACAAAAGCCUUCAGUGUUGAACCGGUUUUUGAGUUUGUAUCUUUGAAAAUGGAAUGUCGCCUGCGUGUGUUCUCUGCGCUGGAGCUUGCUGGGGACAACAGCUUGAUAGAAGCACUGUGGUCCAUCGCUUGUGGUGUUCACUGGGAGGGCCGGCCUUCAGGGUGGUGUUCGAACGUCCGUAGGCUGUGGUUUUCAGCACUCAGGAAAAAUGUUUCUCGUGCUGUUUAUGAUCUUCAUUAAACAUUAAAAAUCAAGACUACUCUGUGCCCAGCAGCCCCAGCGAAGCACUGUGGCUCCCAAGCCCUUGUGCGUGAGCACCGCCCGACCCCGGCGUCUCAAGCCCGCGGGCUCAGGGUCUGGUGAGCUGACUGGUUUUAUCACACAGCUCCUCUGAGCCUGGAAGGGCUGCAGUGUUUGCUGUCAGUCGGAGGCCCGGGGCACCUCGGCACAGAGCCCUUUAGG